Messenger RNA from Rhipicephalus sanguineus (brown dog tick), 726 nucleotides. RefSeq lists its product as uncharacterized. The transcript is spliced from 3 exons. Bases 1 to 564 code for a protein of 187 amino acids. NCBI's taxonomy places the organism in Eukaryota, Metazoa, Arthropoda, Arachnida, Ixodida, Ixodidae. The record is from RefSeq and is a predicted model, not a curated record.
AUGAACUUCAGGAAAUGCGUGCAAAAGCUGGGCGCUCAUCUCUCCUGCUCAAAGCCUCGACACGGUGGCCUACGGAUUAAGACUGGGAAGGAUGUAGCCGUCAGCAACGCGGCACGAUCUCGGGAAAGGAUCAGCCACGACGGUAGACCUUGGCCGCUGAAGACGCCCUCGAACGAUGUCGACGACGUCGGCUCACCGGAGCGCUACGACGUAGUCGCAGUCGUGCUGCUGCACGACGUCUGCUUCGAGGCGUUGUACGACUACACGAGCCAUACGCUAGCGGUCUCCGGCAAAGUCUCCGGGAAAAUUGCUAUCGUGCGGCUCGACAUGAUCAUUGGCCACCCCCAGGGACCAGAUGGCGCUCCUGAGGUCAUCCUGUUCGAGGUGACGGAGUACACCCGCGUGGGGAUUUCCAAGCAAAGCGUUGGUGUUCUCAACGAAAAAAUAAUCAACGAGGUCACCGAAAAAGUUGUGCACACCUGCAUCGAGGACGCCAUGUCUUACCGCGUCCUUCCCGUGCUCAACAGCGCGCUCAAGGUCAUCCCAUAUCCAAAUUUCACCUAGUGGAAUAAAUGGUCCAUCUCUGCAAAAGUGUCUGUAAUAUUUUUCUAGAUUCAUGGCACUGCUUUUAAGCCACAAAGUGUGAAAGUUUCCGGUUACAAGGCUCACCUCACAUACACACAUUAUUGAACUUUCUUAGGAAUAAGAGUGAAAUGACUGCGCCCA